Molecule: messenger RNA, 324 nt
Organism: Puccinia graminis f. sp. tritici CRL 75-36-700-3
Lineage: Eukaryota; Fungi; Basidiomycota; Pucciniomycetes; Pucciniales; Pucciniaceae
Exons: 3
Coding region: 1-324 (107 amino acids)
Source: RefSeq, a predicted model, not a curated record
AUGGCCUGGCGGGCUGCCCCUCAGAAUCUCGUAUUGUCAGCUCCGAGUUUAAUUCCUCCCGCUCGUCUGCAUACGCCUGACCCCAGCUUGGUCCUCCGAACUAGUUUAGUACUCCAAUCGGUAUCCCCCCUCCCCGACUUUUCAUCCAGUAAUAUUAACUUAGAAUUACCCCGUGUUGGCGCUGGAAAAAUUAGAGAAACCUCCCUCCGGCGCAAGCUUGCGCUAUGGCUUGAUGGCAUUUUCUGGCGUGGUGAAGUUGGAGGAGCACAAAAUAAUUGGAUCGUCAAACGAAAAUAUUCUGCCUCAUGUGAGCUUCCUUCUUGA